AUGUCUGCGCGUGCGCCUGUCUCAUGUUGCGCGCUGAUCGCGCUCUUCGUGCUCGUAACUCUAACACGACUUCACAGUGCUGAAACCAUUCAUUGUCAUAGAGACGGUCUUUACGCGGACUACAGUAAAAAUUGCCGCGAGUAUGUAAGGUGCGCAGGAGGAGCUAUGAAAGGCCGCUAUUCCUGCGCGGCAGACAGAGCCUUCAGCGAGGUAGCCGGAGCCUGCGUGCCGCGACGCCGGCAACCCUGCAUCCGCCGGGAAUGUGCCCCUGAAGAUACACUGGCGUACGCCACCCCUGGCACCGCGUGUCGCCAGUAUUACCGCUGUGAGAACAGCACCGCCGUAGAUCACUAUUGCCCGUCCGGAGCUUGGUUCGAUAUUGAUCUGCAAGCCUGUACCCGAGGAGCAGGCACUUGCUACGAACCGCUGUGUACUGGAUUGACCGAUGGGAAAUAUCCGGACUCCUCACAUGAAUGCCGACGUAUGCUACACUGCCGCGGCGGUGAACUAAAAGGAGUAUUUUCUUGCCCCGGUGGUGCAUGUGUGCAGUCUUGCCCCCCGCCGAGAUCUGCGGCUAUACCUUUGCCGGCCGGCGACGCUGAUUUCUGUUCAGACGAAGCUUGUUCUUCUUUGUGUCAAUAUGCCGACGACGGUGCAUAUGCUGACAGAGUAACAGGAUGCCGCGAGUACUUUGUUUGUGAAUCUCAUCGUGUCAUACGGCGGGGUGUUUGUGAACCCGGUCACUUAUUCUCGGGCAGAGGAUGCGAGCCCGCAGAGCGCACCGUGUGCCCUCAGCCGGCGAGGAGCCCGUGCUUCAAUCGUCCUGACGGCUUGCACAGAGACUGGCGAGACUGUUCGUCGUGGUUCGAGUGCAGGCGCGAGCGCGUCGUGGCUCGCGGGUCGUGUGAACGCGACCUAGUGUUCGACGGUGUGUCUUGCAUUGCACCUAAUUUAUUUGUGUGUGAAGGCCCGGAGCCAACAAUACAAUGUCAAGGAUUUCCAAGUGGAACUUAUCAGGACUUGGAAUCUAACUGCACGCGAUAUUUCCAUUGUGAGGGGUCGCUUCGUACUACGUUCGCGUGCGAGGCGGGUUAUGUGUAUGAUGGUGUCCGGUGUUCGCCUGAAGAGACAUAUUUGUGUCCAAGUCUGGACCGGGACUCGUGUUACGGUCGUCCAGACGGGAGGUACCGCGGGCAGGACACCGGGUGUAGGGGAUAUUACGCAUGCGCAGCCGGGGAGAAGGCCACAUAUGCGUGCGCGGCGGGCAGCGUGUUUGACGGGGAGUCGUGUGUACCGCCGCGGCCAGGCCUCUGUCCCGUGGAGGACUUCUCCUGUUUCGGCCUAUCGGAUGGCUAUCACGCGGAAAUUAAGUCAGGAUGCCAUAGAUACUUCUACUGUGAAGGGGGCGACAGAUUGGCGACGCUUUCUUGUCUCGGAGGGAAGAUAUUCGACGGGCAUUCCUGCGUGGAUCCUUCGCAUCACAAGUGCGGCGCCCCGCCCCUGCAGGCCGUGGAAAAUGGCGGGAAAUUCUGUGAAAGAGACGGCUUUUUCGUGCAACUAGGCAGCCAAUGUCAACGGUACUAUUUCUGUGUAACGGGCAUACGGACUUACCUUUCGUGCCCAGUGGACAAAGUCUUUAACGGCCAAGUGUGUGUUCCUAAAUCUCAAUAUUCCUGUCCCGGCUGAAAUCAAUACGAAUGGAUUUUUUUGAUUCGAAGCGUAAACGCUAUAUAGUCGAGGGUCGAACGGAGACUACGAUGUACCUGAACAUUAUGGAAUAAGGCUGUGAAUCGACACUGGACAUUUUCCGAUUGUGUUUUAACUGUUAUCAACGCUUCCUUAUUAUCUACCUCCGUUUAUAAUAAUAGACAUUUUAUUUUAUAGUUUUUAUUGGCAUAGAAACUUUAAGCAACCUAUUUAGUAUAUAACGGCUAGUAAUUACACAGUGACUAUAUUUUACAUUCACUUACAAACUCAUAAGUUACAUGCUCCAUUAAUAGAAAAAUAAAUUAUCUUUUAACGAUUUUAAAGAAUGUAUAGUGAAACAUUGAUUAGUUUUAAUUAUAACAUACUUUAAUUAAAACACAUGACCUCAGUCAAAAAAUAAUAAAAGCGAUAAUUUAAUAUGAAAAAAGAUCAAUUAACAAAAAUAUGCUUAAAUACUUAGUGAAGAACAUAUAUUUUAUGAUAACACUGAUUGUUAAGGACAUAUGAUAUAUUGAUAAAAAUAAGCACUUAUUCAAAACUUAUUUAAUUUCAGGAUAAAUCUUAAAUAAUACUUUGGAAUUUUGAAUUUUAAUAAAAAAUACUCAUCGCUUAUUUAAAACAAAACAUUUAUGGCGUCUUUACAUCGUUCACUAAAAAUGUUUCUAAUUAAUAACUUUAAUGUAAUAUAAUAGAUUUAUACAUUUUUACACAACAACUAUAGUUUUAUAUAAGGUUCAGUACCCGGUAGAAAAGAUCACACAUCGCACACUAAUUCAAAAAGACGGUCGGUUGGCGAAGUUCUUUACCAACUAGUGUUACUUAUACCAGCCACAAAUAGAAAACCGUAUGAGAAAGAAACGUACUGUAUAGAUGUGGCAGAUCUCUUGUAUUCUGUGGUUAUAUCUAUGGAUUUGUUUAAAUUAAAUGCGUUCGAUGUUCCUAUUUCUAAACAAGAUUCAGUCAUAUGUCGCGUAUAACUGUAAUUUCUCAAAGUUCUUAUUAAAUUAAACGUAAUUUUUGUAGGAAUUGGGAGUAGUGGCAGUCCCUUACUCUAUGUAGGCAAUUUAAGCUUAUUUUCCUUUUCCAAAGGUUCGAUAAUAGUAUCUUUCCCGCCGAGUACUGUAUGUAUCAUAAUCGUUGUAUUUAUACAACACUAUAUAUAAAGAUAUUUAUAAUUUUAUACACAUUGUU
Molecule: messenger RNA, 2898 nt
Organism: Amyelois transitella
Lineage: Eukaryota; Metazoa; Arthropoda; Insecta; Lepidoptera; Pyralidae
Exons: 3
Coding region: 1-1686 (561 amino acids)
Cellular component (GO): extracellular region
Molecular function (GO): chitin binding
Source: RefSeq, a predicted model, not a curated record